Molecule: messenger RNA, 1347 nt
Organism: Nerophis lumbriciformis (worm pipefish)
Lineage: Eukaryota; Metazoa; Chordata; Actinopteri; Syngnathiformes; Syngnathidae
Source: RefSeq, a predicted model, not a curated record
AUGGUUCAGGCGCAGCACUCGGAAGUACCAUCCGCCACAACCAAGAUGCCGAAAGGCAUCCCAUACAUCAUCGGCAACGAAACGGCGGAGCGUUUCAGCUACUACGGCAUGCGCACGAUCCUCGUCGUGUUCAUGACCGAGUACUUGGUCAACUCGUCCGGCGCCCUCGACGUUAUGUCGAAGGAGGAGGCCAAGACUUGGUAUCACCUCUUCGGUUCCGCGGUUUACGCGCUCCCGGCGCUCGGUGCGCUCGUUAGUGAUGCGUGGUGGGGCAAGUACAACACCAUUCUUCGCGUCUCGAUUAUCUACUGCCUUGGUCACCUCGCACUUGCCCUCGACGAGUCGAGGUUGGGACUUUCGGUUGGCUUAGCGUUGAUCGCGAUCGGUUCCGGCGGAAUCAAACCGUGCGUAUCCGCGCACGUGGGCGAUCAGUUUGGGGAGGGCAACCAACACCUGGUGAGCAAGGUGUUCAGUUGGUUCUACUUCGCGAUCAACUUUGGCUCCUUCUUCGCAACAUUGCUGACGCCCUACUUGCUCAAGAACUACGGCCCACACUUCGCGUUCGGUCUACCCGGUGCGUUGAUGUUCAUUGCAACGAUCGUGUUCUGGAUGGGCCGCAAAGAGUUCGUUCAUAUCCCGCCGAAGGGCAUCGGUUUUGUGCGGGAGAUGCUCAGUCGUGAGGGGAUGACGGCGAUCAGCAAGCUCGCCAUAUUGAUGGUGUUUCUCGCGCCGUAUUACGCGCUGUUCGAGCAGCAAGGAUCGUCGUGGAUCCUACAGGCGAAACAAAUGGAUUUAUCGGUGCCCAUAUUCGGCGAGAUUCUUCCGUCGCAGGUUCACGCCGUGAACCCGAUGUUCGUGAUGUUGUUCAUUCCGUUGUUCACUUAUGUCGUCUACCCGGCGGUGGAGAAGGUCUUCCCGCUCAAUCCGCUUCGAAAGAUCGGCAUCGGUUUCUUCGUUGUCGCGUCUUCGUUCGCGGUCUGCGCGCACGUCGAAACGCUCAUUCAAGCCGGGGAGCGGCCGACGAUCUGGUGGCAGAUUCUCGCGUACGCCUUGAUUACGGCGGGCGAGGUCAUGAUUUCGGUGACCUCGCUGGAGUUCUUCUACACACAGGGCCCGCGCAAGAUGAAGUCGGUGAUCAUGUCGAUGAAGAUGUUCAGCAUGUCGCUCGGUAACCUGGUCGCGGCCGGCGUUAAUUUCGUGAUCAUGAAUCCGGACAAGACUUCGAAACUUCCGGGGGCCAGUUACUUCUGGUUCUUCGUGGGCUUCAUCGUGCUCACAGGCGUCGUCUUUAUUCCCGUGGCGAAGCGCUACCAAAUCAAGAACUACAUGCAGGGGAGUGAGGCGUAG